UCAGUUUUAAGAUUAUAGGAAUAAAGCCAGCGUGAAAACGUAUCGAAUGAGUACAUUUUUAUUAUGAUUGGAGGUGAGGAGAGCAUUUUAAAUAAUUACCAAAGUGGAAACAUAAGGGAUAAUUAGCCAUUAUUUCGAUACAAGAAACUAUACUACAUUACACUAUGUCAGAUAAAAAAACUGUAUUUGUUACAGUUGGCACAACAAAAUUUGAUGAUUUAAUAACUACAGUAUUGAGUCCUGUAGUUCUGGAGGCCCUAUCAGCACAUAAUUACAGGCAUCUAAUCUUGCAAAUUGGCAAUAGCAAAUUGGAACCAGAUUGUACCACACGUUAUGGCUUCCAUAAAAUAGAAAUUUUUAGAUUAAGUCCAUCCAUUGGAGAAUAUAUAGAACUGGCAGACCUUGUGAUAAGCCAUGCAGGUGCAGGAAGCGUGCUGGAAGCUUUGGAAAAAUGCAAACACUUAAUUGUGGUGACCAAUGAUCUCCUCAUGGAUAAUCAUCAGAUUGAACUGGCUGAGCAGCUAUACAAAGAUGAACAUUUGUAUUAUUGUACUUGUAAGAAUUUGUUGCGUGUCAUACAAACAAUGGACUUCGCAAAGUUAAAGUCAUUCACCAAUGACAAAAGUGCAGAUAUUGCUAAUUUUAUUGAUAAAGUAAUGGGAUUUAGAUGACAGUGUUGAGGUAGUUUUGCUUUCCACUGAUUGUGAAUAUAGGAAGAGACUACUUUAUAUGUUAAAAAAAAAAUCAAAUAGUUGUGGGAACAAGCAGCAAUAUUUAUACAUAUAUAUUUGAAUUCUUAACAUGUUUUACAAUGAUACAUUUCAUAAAGUUUAAAUUCAUUACUGUAAUAUAUUAUAUGCUUGAUUUAAUUUACAAUAAUACAUUAUAUACCUAAACAACCAUUCCUCAGAACUAUGUUUACAUAUUAUAGAAAAAAUUACUCUGCAAUUAGUUAAAUUGCAACAGAUCAUUGGCAGUUUUAACGUUCCCUUAGAUAAUUUGUAAAUUAUUAUUGAACAAUUGUUUUGUCACUGUUAACAUAACA
Mycetomoellerius zeteki is the source of this 1045-nucleotide messenger RNA. RefSeq names its product Alg13 UDP-N-acetylglucosaminyltransferase subunit (gene Alg13). The record is from RefSeq and is a predicted model, not a curated record. Lineage: Eukaryota; Metazoa; Arthropoda; Insecta; Hymenoptera; Formicidae. The transcript has 2 exons. Gene Ontology annotation, biological process: dolichol-linked oligosaccharide biosynthetic process. Bases 165 to 671 code for a protein of 168 amino acids. Gene Ontology annotation, molecular function: hexosyltransferase activity.